UCCGCGCAUGCGGGGCUCUCUCGGCUGCAGCCGGCGCCGCUGCCACUCCCGGGAGCAUGAAGGACCGAACCCAGGAGCUCCGCACGGCCAAGGACAGCGAUGAUGACGACGAUGUCACUGUCACUGUGGAUCGAGACCGUUUCAUGGAUGAGUUCUUCGAGCAGGUGGAGGAGAUCCGGGGCUUCAUCGACAGCAUCUCGGAGAACGUGGAGGAGGUGAAGCGGAAACACAGCGCCAUCCUGGCCUCCCCCAACCCCGACGAGAAGACGAAGGAGGAGCUGGAGGAACUCAUGUCUGACAUAAAGAAGACUGCCAACAAAGUUCGCUCCAAGUUAAAGAGCAUCGAGCAGAGCAUCGAGCAGGAGGAGGGUCUGAACCGCUCGUCCGCGGACCUGCGGAUCCGGAAGACGCAGCACUCCACACUGUCGCGGAAGUUUGUGGAGGUCAUGUCCGAGUACAACGCCACACAGUCCGACUACCGCGAGCGCUGCAAGGGCCGCAUCCAGAGGCAGCUGGAGAUCACCGGCAGGACCACGACCAGUGAGGAGCUGGAGGACAUGCUGGAGAGUGGCAACCCGGCCAUUUUUGCCUCCGGGAUCAUCAUGGACUCCAGCAUCUCGAAGCAGGCUCUGAGCGAGAUCGAGACGCGGCACAGUGAGAUCAUCAAGCUGGAGAACAGCAUCCGGGAGCUGCAUGACAUGUUCAUGGACAUGGCCAUGCUGGUGGAGAGCCAGGGGGAGAUGAUUGACAGGAUCGAGUAUAACGUGGAACACUCGGUGGACUAUGUGGAGAGGGCUGUGUCGGACACCAAGAAGGCCGUCAAGUACCAGAGCAAGGCUCGCCGGAAGAAGAUCAUGAUCAUCAUAUGCUGUGUGAUCCUGGGCAUCAUCAUCGCCUCCACCUUUGGGGGCAUCUUUGGUUAGACGCCACCCGCCUGCCAUUCCUCUGGAUCGUCCACCCUGAGUGGCCCCUGGCUGCUGCCUCCUCCCUGCCUACUCCUCCCCGCCCCUGCCACUGGGCCUUUGCCCCCGCCUGCCUGAGCCGUUGUGUGCAUGAUCGUGGUGACCGUGUGUGUCUGUACAGAAGAGGCGGGGGCAGCAAGGGACAGCUGCAGGGCCUGCCCAUGCCCCCUCCUCCCAGGCAGGGCUGCCCUGGGUUCAUAAGUC
Molecule: messenger RNA, 1166 nt
Organism: Sorex fumeus (smoky shrew)
Lineage: Eukaryota; Metazoa; Chordata; Mammalia; Eulipotyphla; Soricidae
Gene: STX1A
Product: syntaxin 1A
Exons: 10
Coding region: 57-923 (288 amino acids)
Biological process (GO): exocytosis; synaptic vesicle fusion to presynaptic active zone membrane; intracellular protein transport
Cellular component (GO): endomembrane system; SNARE complex; presynaptic active zone membrane
Molecular function (GO): SNAP receptor activity; SNARE binding
Source: RefSeq, a predicted model, not a curated record